UAGAGCACGCCAGAUAGCCUUGUCUCCGUACACAGUUAACGUCCCAUUCCCGAACUCAAGUGAAGUAGAAGGAGGGUGAUCGAUCGUCUGAGUAGCCAUCUGCCCCUUUUAGCCAUGAAGGCAGAGACAGUGUCCUCGUUACAAGAGGCUCCAGCUGAGUCCAGCUGGAACCUCAAUAACCUGCUGAGUAGCCGGAAGCUGAUGGCUGUGGGGAUCGUGCUCGGCUGGCUCCUGGUCAUCCACUUUCUGGUCAACGUGUGGCUCCUAUGCCUUCUGUCUGCAUUGCUAGCGGUGCUGGGAGGAUGGCUGGGCUCAAACGCCAUUGUGGGGGCUUCAGGUCGACUGCACCUGGAACGCUUCAUCCCAGUGGCCACCUGCCCUCCAAACCCUGAGGCAGAGAGGCAACUGGAACUGGAGAUCGACCGUACCAUCCAGAUGAUUAUUCGGGACUUUGUGUCGUCCUGGUAUCGCUCAGUGAGCCAGGAGCCGGCCUUUGAGGAAGAAAUGGAGGCCGCCAUGAAAGGGUUGGUCCAGGAGCUCCGGAGGAGGAUGGGCAUGGUGGACAGUCAUGCCCUUGCCCAGAGGGUUCUGACUCUCUCCGGUUGUCACCUGCAGAGCUAUAUUCAGGCGAAGGAAGCCCUGGCUGGGAAGCAGAGUGGUACAGUUGAGCCCUCCCAGCUCUGGGAGGCUUACUGCCGGGCUACUGCCCCACAUCCUGCUAUGCAGAGCGCCAGCACUGAGGUCACUUAUACACGUGGCAUUGUAAAUUUGUUGCUUCAAGGACUAGUGCCAAAGCCCCACUUGGAGACCCGGACUGGUCGCCAUGUAGUGGUGGAACUCAUUACCUGCAAUGUAAUCUUACCACUGAUUAGCAAGCUGUCAGAUCCUGACUGGAUCCACCUCGCACUUGUGGGCAUCUUUUCCAAGGCCAGAGAUAAUCCAACAGCAGUGGUUAAACCAACUUCCCCAGCCAGUGCCCUGGAAAAGCCCUCAGUGCCCACAUCUCUGCCACUGAUUGUUGAGGUACAGAGCCUGCCAGAAGUGAGAGCCCCUUCUCCAGCAGCAGCAGCGCCGGUGCUCCUGAACUGUAAUGAGCCAGACCGGCCUUCCCAUCACUCCCCAGAAGUUGAAGAAGGCCAUGAAGCACUAGAGGGAGAACUGGGUGGAGUGCCAGAAGAAAGAAAAGUAGGUAACAACUCAUCUCAUUUCCUACAGCCAGAUAUUCGAGGCCCUUUGUUCUUAUGUGAAGACACAGAGCUGGAGUCUCCAUUGUCUGAACUGAGCAAGGAAACCAUCAUGCUCAUGACCCCAGGCAGCUUCCUCUCUGACAGGAUCCAGGAUGCCCUGUGUACCCUGGAGGGUCCCCAGUCUCUGGAGUCUAAGGAUGUUGAGGGAUCCGAAGGAAUUGAAGGAGCAGAGGCCGAGCUGGGUCCAGGAACAGAAACAGAGACAGGGCUGCUGGUCUCCUUGCUGACUUCCUGCCCAGAGAUCCACAUUGACACAGCAGACAAGGAAGUAGAACAAGGAGAUGUCACCUCUCUUACAGCUUUGCUGACAGAUCCAGAAAGGACCUGCCCCCCACGACCCUCAUGCUUAGAGAAGGCUCUCACCAAUGGUGUGAGCUCCGUAGAUCCUAAUCUGCCACAGGUUCUGCUUUCCUCCUCUCCAACUGGUCCUCUCAGCUCAGCCACCUUCAGCUUUGAGCCCCUGACCAGUCCAGAUGGCCCAGUUGUCAUCCAGAACCUUCGUAUCACUGGUACCAUUACUGCUCGAGAGCACAGUGGCACUGGAUUCCACCCAUACACACUCUACACGGUGAAGUAUGAGACGGCCCUGGAUGGUGAGAACAGCAGUGGCCUGCAGCAGGUGGCCUACCACACUGUGAAUCGCCGCUACCGCGAGUUCCUCAAUCUGCAGACGCGUCUGGAAGAGAAAUCAGAUCUCCGAAAGUUCAUAAAAAAUGUGAAGGGUCCUAAAAAGCUCUUUCCGGACCUUCCAUUUGGAAACAUGGAUAGUGACAGAGUAGAAGCCCGAAAGAGCCUCCUGGAAUCCUUUCUAAAGCAACUCUGUGCCAUUCCGGAGAUCGCUAACAGUGAGGAGAUGCAGGAGUUCCUUGCUCUGAACACAGAUGCUCGUAUUGCCUUUGUCAAGAAACCAUUCAUGGUGUCCAGAAUAGACAAGAUGGUGGUAAGUGCUAUCGUGGACACCUUGAAGACAGCAUUUCCUCGCUCCGAACCCCAGAGCCCCACAGAAGAGCUGAGUGAGGCCGAGACAGAAAGCAAGCCCCAGACAGAAGGCAAGAAGCCUAGCAAGUCCAGAUUGAGGUUCUCCUCCAGUAAGAUUGCUCCAGCACUGACUAUAACUGAGGCACCUGAGAAGAUUCUCUAUUGUCUCCAGGAAGGCAAUGUGGAGUCAGAAAUCCUAUCCAUGUCUGGGAUGGAAUCCUUUAUUGAAAAACAGACAAAGUUAUUAGAAAUGCAGCCAGCAGAAGCCCCAGAAAAAGAUCCUGAACAAAUCCCCAAAGAUUGUAUGGAUGGUUACUUGUCAGAUGCAGCUGUGCCGGCCCGAGACCUCGGCAACGGUGAUCCAGGAGCAGAGACAGAGCUCGCUGACACAGCCCUAGAUCUGCUCCUCUUGCUGCUGAUGGAGCAGUGGAGAUGGCUAUGUACAGAAAACAUGCAGAAAGUUCUUCAUCUUAUGUUUGGGACCCUAGUUCAGAGGUGGCUAGAGGUGCAGGUGGCUAAUCUAACAUGUCCACAGCGCUGGGUGCAGUACCUCCGACUUCUUCAGGAGUCCAUCUGGCCUGGUGGUAUUUUACCGAAGUGUCCACGGCCUGUGAGGACCCAGGAGCAGAAAGUGGCUGCUGAAAAACAGGCCUUGCAGAGCCUCAUGGGAAUCUUGCCAGAUAUUGUGGUACAAAUCCUUGGGGUGAACAGAUGCCGGCUGAGCUGGAGUCUCGUCUUGGAGUCGCUACGGCAACCCCUCAUCAACAGGCACUUGAUUUACUGCCUUUGGGACAUCAUCCUGGAAUUCUUGGAUCUCAGUGCCUCCGUUGAGGAGUCUACCGUAACCACCUCUGCCUCAGAUACCCCAGGCAACCCCAAGAGAAUGGGUGUCUCCCCUUAGCCAUAGGUUAUUCACCCAUUCUUUGAAGGCUGGGAAAGGAGAGUUGCUCUGCCACCCCGCGACCAGUCAGGAACCUGUGCCCUCUGCAGCUGAACUGUAGCUCAGAAGACCUCGGGUCCCAGGGGCACAGUUCUCCCCCAGCUCUACUCCACAGAGCAGGCGACCUAGCAGAUGAUGGGGGAAAUAUGUACCAAUCAUAUGCAUAUCCAUUUCCAUACUUUUUCUGUGGUGUUUGGAUUGUUGCUGGUGGGUAGAUCCUGGAAAAGGAAUCUGUAAGGUAGAAGAAUGAGCCCCUUUUGCCUCUCCUUUGCCCUCCUCCCUAAGAUUGUUUGCCAGGAGCCUGGUCCUGUGCAUACAUGUUCCUAAUCCUCCAACACACA
This is a messenger RNA of Neomonachus schauinslandi (Hawaiian monk seal), 3506 nucleotides long. RefSeq names its product sorting nexin 19 (gene SNX19). The record is from RefSeq and is a predicted model, not a curated record. The coding region runs from base 115 to 3126 and encodes 1003 amino acids. NCBI's taxonomy places the organism in Eukaryota, Metazoa, Chordata, Mammalia, Carnivora, Phocidae. Gene Ontology annotation, cellular component: early endosome membrane; intracellular membrane-bounded organelle. Gene Ontology annotation, molecular function: phosphatidylinositol binding. The transcript has 11 exons.